Balaenoptera ricei (Rice's whale) is the source of this 610-nucleotide messenger RNA. RefSeq names its product LYR motif containing 7 (gene LYRM7). Gene Ontology annotation, biological process: mitochondrial respiratory chain complex III assembly. NCBI's taxonomy places the organism in Eukaryota, Metazoa, Chordata, Mammalia, Artiodactyla, Balaenopteridae. The record is from RefSeq and is a predicted model, not a curated record. The transcript is spliced from 5 exons. Bases 232 to 546 code for a protein of 104 amino acids.
GAGCUCGGCUGCUCCUUGCGGUUUUCCCAGAGGGUACCGGCUUAGCAAACACCUCUCGCCUGUCCCUUCACGGGGGGCGGGGCUACGAAGGAGCUACUGCGUGGUGAUUGGUUGCGGCUCGUUAAGAACGUGGCUACGGGGUGUUGGACCGUCCACACCAGGCGGUGACUGGUUGCCGAGAGGCGGGGCGGCUUGACUGCUGGAGAAGUAGCCGGAGCUGUGAGGAGAGCCAUGGGUCAGGCGGCCAAGGUUUUACAGCUCUUUAAAACACUGCACAGGACCAGACAACAAGUUUUUAAAAAUGAUGCUAGGGCACUAGAAGCAGCCAGAAUAAAGAUAAACGAAGAAUUCAAAUGUAAUAAAAGUGAAACUUCUCCUAAGAAAAUAGAAGAGCUAAUAAAAAUAGGUUCUGAUGUUGAAUUGAUACUCAGAACAUCUGUUAUACAAGGUAUUCACACAGACCACAAUACGCUGAAAUUGGUCCCUAGGAAAGACCUUCUUAUAGAAAAUGUGCCAUAUUGUGAUGCACCAACUCAGAAGCAAUGAAUUUUUCUAGAAUAAAAUUAAGUCUGUAUCAUUUUUAAUUUUAAAAUAUAUAACUCUGGCUAAA